CGUGUGACGCCUCGUGUUUGACGGGUUGGUCUGACUCCAGUUAGCAAACUAGGACCAAUAGACUCUUUUAAAACUGUUAUCAGCGUCUGCAGUUCAACCGGUGUUACAUGUAAUACACUGAGCUCUGCACCAGCUGCCACUCGCAUUACUCAGUUAUAGCUUUGUCUAUUGAGGGACAGACCACUGUACAGCAUGUCCUCCCAGGGAGAUGGAGCUGCAGAAGAGGGCCCUGAAACAGCCUCCACUGAGAUUGAUGCCACCAGUGGGGACAUCAUCACUGUCACCAUUGGAGCAACCGUGCCCACUGGGUUUGAACACACUGCUGCAGAGGAGAUCAAGGAGAAAAUUGGGGUUGAUGCAAGAAUUAGCAAAGAUCGUGGUCGUGUAUUCUUUCCAAUAACCACUGACAAGCUAUUCCAGGUUCAUCUUCUGAAGUCUGUGGACAACCUGUUUGUUGUGGUUGAGGAAUAUCACCAUUACCAGUUCAAGGAAUCAAAGGACGAAACAUUAAUGGAGUUGCAGCAGCUCGCCUCCAAACUCCCAUGGACUAAUGCCCUAGAGGUCUGGAAACUAAAUGGCACUCUAAAAAAGAAGAAAGGCCACCGGAGAGGAGGAAAUGUCGCUAAAUCAAAGCCCAACUGCGAGACCGGUGAUGUAACCGUGGCUGACACUGAGCAGCAAGAGCUACCUCAGGCAGUGUCAGCUGCUGAAGGCCAGACAGGGGCAGAGGACACACAUGGCGGGGAGACCUGUACACAGGACUCAGAUGAGGCAGCACCCGGGGCCAAACUAAUCAAGUUUCGUGUGACGUGCAACAGGGCCGGUGAUAAACACAGCUUUUCCUCUAACGAGGCAGCCAGAGACUUUGGUGGAGCCGUACAAGAAUUCUUCCAAUGGAAAGCAGACAUGACCAAGUUUGACAUAGAGGUUUUACUAAACAUACACAAUGAAGAGGUGGUGAUUGGCAUUGCACUCACAGAAGAGAGUCUUCACAGGAGAAACAUCAGUCACUUUGGACCCACUACACUGCGGUCUACCUUAUGCUAUGGCAUGCUCAGGCUGUGCAAACCUCAGGCAUCUGAUAUAAUUCUUGAUCCAAUGUGUGGGACUGGAGCUAUACCACUGGAGGGGGCCAUUGAAUUCAACAGUUCGUACUACGUUGCCGGUGACAACAAUGACAUGGCAGUUAACCGCACAGUCAAUAAUAUAUGUCACAUCCAGAAAAGGAGGGCAGACAAGGGCAGUGUGUCUGGAUUGCCCAUUGACACAGUGCAAUGGGAUCUGUGCAAUUUACCCAUAAGGACCAGCUCUGUUGACAUUAUCAUCACUGACAUGCCCUUCGGGAAGAGAAUGGGCUCCAGGAAGAAGAACUGGGACCUCUACCCCUCUUGUCUGAGAGAAAUGGCCCGUGUGUGCAGACCAGGCUCAGGAAAAGCUGUCCUGUUGACACAGGACAAGAAAUGCUUUUCCAAGGCUAUCUCCAGGAUGGGAGGACUGUGGAGGAAGCAGCACACUGUUUGGGUCAAUGUCGGGGGUUUACAUGCAGGAGUCUACCUCCUCAAGCGCACCGGGGACGUGUUUGGCCAAACUCCUGAGGAUGUCUAUGAAUCACGAGGAACAGUUAAUACACAGGAGAAUGAGAAGGAUGACAAGGAGCUCUCUUAAUUCACCUCCUGCAUUUAAAUUCUGAAUUCAUAUUUGAGGCUAUGUAUGAUCGUCAUUAUUUAUUGUAUUUUUGAAGAUUUAAGUUCUUCUUAAUUCAGGUUUUCUGCUCAACCGUGCCAAGCAGUUUUAAUGUCUACUUUUUGUAUUUCUCAUUUGGUUUAAUGUGAUAAAUGGCGAACUGGAAGAAAGAAGCUAUUUUCAUGUUCAGCUGCAGUUCAAUGGUUCUCACACUGUUUUCACUGAGGUUCAUUUGUCAUGCUGCUGUUCAGAAACCUCUUAAAUCUGCUGUGUCCACUUCACAGGAACUGAACAUAGGCAUUUGUUCUAAUCAAUAAAGGUUCAAACUCA
This is a messenger RNA of Seriola dumerili (greater amberjack), 2013 nucleotides long. RefSeq names its product THUMP domain containing 3 (gene thumpd3). The transcript is spliced from 10 exons. The coding region runs from base 193 to 1665 and encodes 490 amino acids. Gene Ontology annotation, molecular function: RNA binding; tRNA (guanine) methyltransferase activity. NCBI's taxonomy places the organism in Eukaryota, Metazoa, Chordata, Actinopteri, Carangiformes, Carangidae. The record is from RefSeq and is a predicted model, not a curated record. Gene Ontology annotation, biological process: tRNA methylation.